This is a messenger RNA of Populus nigra (black poplar), 4446 nucleotides long. RefSeq names its product tRNA(adenine(34)) deaminase, chloroplastic-like. The record is from RefSeq and is a predicted model, not a curated record. Gene Ontology annotation, biological process: tRNA wobble adenosine to inosine editing. The coding region runs from base 234 to 4334 and encodes 1366 amino acids. Gene Ontology annotation, cellular component: chloroplast. The transcript has 4 exons. Gene Ontology annotation, molecular function: tRNA-specific adenosine deaminase activity. Lineage: Eukaryota; Viridiplantae; Streptophyta; Magnoliopsida; Malpighiales; Salicaceae.
GUUAAACCAGCACAGAGAGAGUCAACUCAUCCGAUUUAAAAAAUGAAACCACUAGCUCUUUCUCUCUCUCAUCCUAAAUUCUGGUCCAAAUCUUGUCAAGCAAAAGUACAAAUCACCAAACCAGUUCCAACAGAACAUCCCACAUGAUUUCACCACCAGUUUUAGCUUCAAAAACCUAACAAAAUCCAUCAAGGUAAGCCCCCUCCCUCUCUCUAUAACAGUGGACCAAAGAUAUGCAUAACACUUACAUUAGCUCAACUUUGUUGUCCGUGGGAACAAAAGGGUCACUUUCAUUUUCUUUCAAUGACUACUCUAACUUAAUAAAUGAAAGAUUUGAAAGAAACCCAUUUUUAUUACAAUCUUGUUCAUCAUCAUGUAAUAAAUCUUGUUGUUGUUGUUGUUCUUGUUCUGCAUCAUCAUCAUCAUCAUUUUCUACUACUACUACUAUACGUAGAGUGCCAAUAAACCCAGGUUUGUUUUUUGGAUUUAGACAAUCUACUAUUAUUCAAUGUCCGCCUUCUAGAAUGUUGAUCUUGGGUGGGAGGGAUAGGUAUUAUUACCGGUCUCCGGCUUAUGGUCUUGAUCAUGGUUGUUAUGAGCAUUCUUGCUCUUCUAAGGAGAAGAAUGGGAGUGAGAGGGUUGCUAGGAGAAGGGUGGGUGGGUCUGGGGGGGUAAGGUUGCACGAAAGGCGAUGUUUUAGCGGGGUUGAUGAUGUGGAGGCCGUAAUUAGUUUUCUGAGUGAGGAAAUGAGUGAAGAGUGUUUAGGUGACGGGGAGAGAAAUCAGGGCCUGUCAAAGAGAGUGGGAAUGGAAAAGAGAGGAAAUUACAGUGGUGGAGAUCAUAAGGGGAGGAGGAGGGAGAAUGUUGGGCGUAGUUCUUUGGAGAGUGAUACGAAAUGUAAAUUUGGGUUGGCUAAUGUUGAGUUGAGGAAGGAAGAGUUUACAAGGAAGGAAGGGAGUGAAGACAGGGAAGAAAAGAAAACAGUUUUAGAGGGGGAGAAUUGCAGGGGAAAGAGAGGGAGCCCUAGUGUUUCAUCAUAUUACUCACUUUCUUCUGCUGAAGAUUUUGAGAGUGACAUGGAAGCUCAGGAUGAACAUGUUGAUUGUCUCAAAGAAUCAUCGCAUGGAUACAAGGAGUUAAGAAGUGGAGAGGGUAGAUUAAAGGGGCAAGUUGUAGAAGAGUUUAAGAGGCAUAGAGAUGGCACAGAGUGGAAGGGGGAGGUUUUGGAAGCAAGAACUAGUUCAAGAAGGACUGGUGUUGAGUGGGAUUUGAGGAAGAAAUCUGAGAAGAAACUUACUGAGAUUGAAGAAACACGAUCAGGAAGAGAAUCCUUACAAAUGCAAUCAGGAAUGCCAAGAACCACUGAAAGUGAUUACAAGAAUGUAUCAGGUUCUCAUAAGCAAAUUGAUGACGGGGAAGAGAAAAGCUUGGCAGUUAGUUUGGAGAAAGGAACAAGAAAGCAAUAUGGUCAGAUGGGUGAUCCCGUCAAAGAGCAAUCUGAAUUCAGAAGAAAUUACCAGGAAAUUACUAAUAAACAGGAGAGCAGUGGAACAAAUGUCGAAACAACUUCCCAAUCCCAAAAGCGGUUCAGUGGUAGAGAAGAAAACCUAGUGGAUGUAAAUUUGGUUUGGGAAGGAAGGGAUGAGCGUUAUGAAGUAGGUGAAACUGCUGCAGAAAACAAUAUAAAAAGAAACACUUACCAACUCAUUGACACAUCAACCCUUGAGAAUGUCAGAACCGAAAGAGUUUCAAAUUUGCAGAGGCAAUCCGAGCCUAGAAUGAAGAUUCUGGAAGGAGAUAGAGCUCUAGGGUCAUUUUAUGAGACAAAUGAGCAACAAUUCCAAAUGGGUGGGCAGACAAGAAGACAAGUUCAAUCAAGAUGUUUACAACAGUUAUCUAAAAUACCAGAAGUUCAUGACAGUAGUAGCAAAAACACUUUGCUUUUACAAUCAGAAACUAGAAUGAAGAAGCAGGAGGGACGUGAGAGUGUUGUUUCUAGUUCAGGAACAGAAGCAAAAGAGCACCAGCCUCGAACAAAUCAAAAAGCUCUUCAGGGAACUGAAACCAGAAAAGGAUCUGGAGAUGUCACCAAUAUCUCUCUGAAUGUCACUGGUGCAUCACUGGUCCAUGCAAGUGAUGUGAAAACAGUCACCAAUUUUGGUGGAACUUCUGGAAAGAGAAUCGUUGAUCAGGAAAGUGAAUCGACAUCAGCUGUGGAACCCAUUCGAGAAACAAGAGAGAGGACUGAUAAAAUUGAGGAAAAUGUCACUCAAUUCAAAUCUAGAAAUGAGGUUUGGAGGCCUACUUACGAAUCAAGGCAUAAUGAAAGAACUUCACAGGAGGCUGCCUUAGAUUCUCAAGCAUCUGCUAAUAUGGUUUCUCAAGUGGGAAUUCAAGGGGUUGAUGUGGGGGAGGGCAAUCAAAGAACUUCACAGGCAAUAAUGAUGCCUCCCCCACCUCAAUUGUUAGCUCGAGGUACAGCAUGUGUUAAUCCGCUAAGUAAGAAUGCAAACCAAGAGAUUUCCAGAGGAACUUCAGAAAGUGGCGCAAGUGCUCUGUAUAUAAUUUCUGGAGGGGGAACUCCAGUUUUCCAGCAGGAAACAUAUGGUAAAAAUGAGAAAGAUGAGAUUUACAGGGAGCCUUCAAAUCUUAUCUUAACUGGAGAUGCUCUUGGUUCAACUCAUCGUUUAGAGGAAUCAUCAAUGCAGUUUGUUGGGGAGUUUGUUGAGAAGGCUAGGCAUGAAGUAUUGGCUUCUGAAAUCCAAAAGGAGAAGACAGUUUCUGAUACAAAGUUGGCAUAUGAAGCUGAGAAGCAGAGGCAAAAGAGUUCAGGUCAAUAUGAUUCUGAAGACUUACAGUUUAAGAGGCAGGACUCAAGGCAAUCAUCUAGGGGCUCCAGAGAGAAGGGUCCCUCAGAUGAAAUGUGGCAUGUGACAGAUCCAUCCAUUCAGGAACCUACAGAGACUGAAGCGCCAGCAGGUAGCACAGAAACUGAGAGUGGUGUUGUUAGGAGAACUGGAAGGUCCUUGUGGAGCAUCAUUUCGAAUGUAGUACCAUUGCGCUGGGGUUCACAUGCUGAAACUCCUAAAUCAGCUUGGAGAUCAGGUGGAAAGAGUUCGUCAAAUGAUUCUGUUACUAGUGAAGCAUGGUUUUCUGGCCACGAACCUGACGAAAACAGUGAUGAGAACAUGAAAAGGGAAAGGGAAAGCAUGCCUAAGGAAGCUGCCUCUUCUCACCAGCUGCAACCAACAAACACUUUUAGUCAAGAUCAGGCAAAAGCAUCUUACACAUUUGUAUCAAAGAACAUAAUAAGACAGCCUGAAGGAUACACUUCAUCGCCGCCAAUUAUGCUAAAAAGCAAGUCCACAUCAAAAGGCAUUUCCACACCUUCUGAAGAGGAGAAUCUUGGCUGGAGUCAAGAUGGGAACGAUUUUCAAGUUGCUACAUCUAGCACGGAAGUAGAUGAAUCAUUACUAGUUUUAUUGCCUUCUACUAGCACAAGUGAUCCCAUUGUGGAAGAAAGUCCUGGUACUGCUAAAACUAAUGUCUCUGUUAGUGGUUCAAUGGAGCAACCUGAUAGUGAAAUGUUAAUUGGAGUAUCAGGCUCUGAGGGGAAGGGUGUGGAGUCAAAACAAAGGAGGCUUCAGCGAAACAAGCAAGUUGAGAGAGACAGAUUUGAUGAAUGGGAAGAGGCCUAUUUACGUGAAAGUGAGCUGCGGAAAACUGAUGAAAUGUUUAUGAGAGAAGCGCUGCUAGAAGCCAAGAAGGCUGCUGAUUCUUGGGAGGUGCCUGUUGGGGCCGUGUUGGUGCAUCAUGGGAGGAUUAUUGCUCGUGGCCACAACCUAGUGGAGGAGUUACGAGACUCCACUGCCCAUGCAGAAAUGAUUUGUAUACGGGAAGCAUCAAACAAACUCCGGACAUGGAGGCUUUCGGAGACUACACUUUAUAUAACACUUGAACCAUGUCCUAUGUGUGCUGGAGCAAUACUUCAAGCAAGAAUAAAAACUCUUGUAUGGGGAGCUCCCAAUAAGCUUCUUGGAGCUGAUGGAAGCUGGAUUAGGCUUUUUCCUGAUGCGGGAGAAGGAAAUGACUCAGAACUAUCUAACAAGCCAGCUGCUCCAGUCCAUCCUUUCCAUCCAAAGAUGACAAUUCGGCGAGGAAUAUUGGAAUCUGAGUGUGCAAAUGUAAUGCAGCAGUUCUUCCAGCGUAGGAGAAGGAAAAAGGAGAAGAAAGAAGAUUCCCCUCCUCAGCCUUCGUGUCUUCCCAUAACAAAUCCUCAAUUGAAAAUCCUUGGUAAGAUGCAUGGUUUUUUCCAUGCCAUGUUCUGUUUGUAAGAGAUGAUAGAACACCAAGUCCUUGUCCGUUAAAUAAAAACUUCGCAAAAAAACAGUAGUAUCUUUUCGAUCAAAUUGAAUAGAUUAUUGACGUCUUUAUGAGAAUAUGAAA